CUCUCUCUCUCUCUCUCUCUCUCAUCAUAUCUUUCUAUCCCUAUAUCUCUAUAUCCGUAUAUUUACAAUUUGAAAAAAGCCAGCAACUCUAUAUUCUUUACAAAACCCAUCAAGGUUCUUGAUCUGUAGUAACCAUUUUUCCAUGGGUUCUUCCUUUUCCCUUUUCUGCAACAUGUGCACCAACAGAGCUACUGUUCCUUCGAAACCCAAUCUUGGGGACUUGCCGGAUAGCUGUGUGGCGUCGAUUCUGGGGUAUUUAGACCCACCGGAGAUCUGUAGACUGGCUCUUCUUAAUAGGGCCUUUCGAGGUGCUUCAUCAGCAGAUUUUGUUUGGGAAUCCAAACUGCCUUUGAAUUAUGGGUCUGUGAUCGAAAGAGUGUUUGAAGAUUUUCCUGAGAAAUUGUGUAAAAGAGAUGUUUAUGCCAGGCUUUGUCGACUCCAUUCUCUUGAUGGAGGCACAAAGAAAGUUUGGUUGGAUAAGAGUACAGGAAGAAUUUGUUUGUCAAUUGCAUCAAAUGGGUUGGAGAUAACAGGGAUCGAUGAUCGGAGAUACUGGAGUCGAAUUCUAACCGAGGAAUCUCAAUUCUGCUCAGUUGCAUACCUCCAGCAAAUCUGGUGGUUUGAAGUUGAUGGAGAGCUCGAGUUCCCAUUUCCAGCGGGGACAUAUAGCCUAUUCUUCAGGCUACAGUUAGGACGGGCCUCCAAGAGGUUUGGUCGCCGAGUCUGCAACUCUGAGCAUGUCCAUGGUUGGGAUAUAAAACCCGUGCGAUUCCAGCUUUCAACAUCAGAUGGCCAGCAGGCAGUCUCCCAGUGUUACUUGGAUGAACCUGGAAAAUGGAUUCACUACCAUGCGGGAGAUUUCGUCGUUGAGGAUCAGAAUACACCGACGAAAAUCAAAUUCUCAAUGACCCAGAUUGAUUGCACACACACUAAAGGCGGUCUCUGCGUGGACUCUGUUUUUGUGUACCCGAGUGAAUUCAAAGAGGGGUUAAAGCAUUUUUAGUUGCAAUUAACCUUUUUUUGUAUGAGCCUUUAUGGAAGUAGGACAUUUUCAAAGAGUCUGAAAAUAUGUUAGAGCUGGUUUGAGGCCUAGAGUCAAUUGUAUUCAAAUAAGGCAAUGUGUAUAUUUAUCCCCACUGUUUGAUUAGUGUGAUUGUAAGUGUCAUUUUCCUCUGAACAAAUUUGUUCUGCUUUUUUUUUUAACUGAAUGAAAACUUGUUCGAGGGUUAGAAAGAAGACGGCUCAACGCAUGUGUUAGACAGGAUUGUUCCGAACUACAAUCAAUCUAGCUGAUAGGUCUGUAGAUGGAUU
Molecule: messenger RNA, 1311 nt
Organism: Ilex paraguariensis (yerba mate)
Lineage: Eukaryota; Viridiplantae; Streptophyta; Magnoliopsida; Aquifoliales; Aquifoliaceae
Source: the annotation of a GenBank genome assembly